CGAUUUCGCGACGAUAUCGACUCGCGCGCGAUGGCCGGCGCCGCGCGGACGACCGCGCCGACGUCGCGCAAGCCCGCGUUCAGCGCGUUCUCGCAGCAGCAGCUCUGGGCCAGGCGACCGGCGCUCACGCCCGCGCUCACGGCGAAGUUGAUGAUCAGCAUCGGCGUCGCGUGUUUCGCCGUCGGUGCGGCGAUCUUCAACACCGCCAACGAUCUGCGCACGCUGGUGAAGAGAUACGACGACGCGGCGACGUGCGCGAGCGGAUUUUUCCCGACCUCGGCGGAACAGGCGAUGCAAAUGUCGUUUAACGGCGCGGGGACGACGUGCACGGUGACGCUCACGGCGAAGUCGAACAUGAACAAGCCGGUGUACGUGUACUACGAAUUGAGCAACUUUUUCCAGAAUCAUCGCGCGUUCGUGAGGGACUUGGAUUACUUCCAAUUGAUGGGGAAACCGUCUCAAGGCUUGUGCACGACGCACGAAAAGACGUCGGCGGGGGCCGAGAUUAGCCCUUGCGGCGUGCAGGCGUGGAGUUUUUUCAACGAUUCGUACGCGGUGGCGGUGAACGGCGCGGCGACGACCAUCGACUCUGCGAACAUCGCGUGGAAAUCGGAUCUGAAGUAUAAGCUCGGGGAUUACGCACCGACGAAUAUGAAUACGGAUCAAGCGACUCGCGGUGGGGGGCAGAUUACGGGCAACGUCGACACAGACGAAGACUUCGCGACGUGGAUGCGCACUGCGGCGCUGAGUAAGUUCCGUAAACUCGUCGGCGUGAUCAAUGCGGAUAUUGCCAAGGGCGACACGAUCACGUUUACGAUACAGAAUCGCUACAACACGUACAAGUUUAACGGUGAAAAGGCCGUUGUAUUGGCGACAAACAGUUGGAUCGGCGGACGCAACCUCGUAUUUCCAGCCUGUUACUUUUUGGCCGGAAGCUUGUGCUCAGGAUUAGGCGCGGUCGGCGUCUUCUUGCACAUUUUUGGAGACAAAUUCAAGAGCGAGUCGACCAACGAGUGGUCGACGCGUCUGUAACGAUGGUUGUGUAAUAUCAUUUUCGUACAUGUCAAAAA
Molecule: messenger RNA, 1070 nt
Organism: Ostreococcus lucimarinus CCE9901
Lineage: Eukaryota; Viridiplantae; Chlorophyta; Mamiellophyceae; Mamiellales; Bathycoccaceae
Exons: 1
Coding region: 31-1032 (333 amino acids)
Cellular component (GO): endoplasmic reticulum; plasma membrane; Golgi apparatus
Source: RefSeq, a predicted model, not a curated record